Molecule: messenger RNA, 4783 nt
Organism: Schistosoma haematobium
Lineage: Eukaryota; Metazoa; Platyhelminthes; Trematoda; Strigeidida; Schistosomatidae
Gene: RRBP1
Product: ribosome binding protein 1
Exons: 2
Coding region: 544-3186 (880 amino acids)
Source: RefSeq, a predicted model, not a curated record
AUUAUUAUUAUUAUCAUUAUUAUUAGGUUAUAAAUAUGUAUUACAUAAUUAAAGAGAACGGAAAUGAAUUUUUGGUAAAUUAUUUACAUGUUAUUCAUUGAUAAUGUAAAGUUGUAUAUACCCUUGACUACAUAAAUUUGUAUAUGACCAAUCAUAAUAAAGUAAAAUGAAAAUUAUUAAAUUACACAUAAAAAUAUAAUCUGCAUUUAUAAUGGGUUAAUAAUAAAAAUGUUUCUAAAUAUAUUUAUAUUAAGAUUAUUACGAUUAUGAUUAUGAUUAUUGACAUGAUGAUUGUCCUUAUUAAAAUUCAAUAUAUAACUUUCUCAUGUGGAAUUGAUCUAUCUAUGUGAUAGUGGAUUAACUUAAUUGUGGAAAAUACUUAUAGUGUAACUUCUUAAUUUAUGUUAUUUUUUCUUCUUCAAAAGAUUGUUAUCAAUUUUUAAUAUCAGAACCAUAAAAUAAAUCAAACUUUAUUGAUUUAAUUGACAAAUAAUUCAAUAAAUCUUGAUCUAGAUCAGUUUAAAUAGAUCACAAUAUCCUGUAAUGGCGAAUUCAUCUAAUAUCACAAGUAAUACUGAUGUUGAAGAUUUGAUAAAUAAGGAAUUAAAUAAAGAAGAGCAAAAUAUUGUAGAUUGUUCUGACAAGAAUAUUCCUUUCUCAAUGACAAAUGAACAUAAAUUAGAUGAUUCAAAUCAACAUGAUAAUGUAAACGUAACUGAAUCAUCAAGUGAAUAUAUCAUAGAUAACAAAAAUGGUCUAAUAACUGAAGUUGAAACACAAAAUCUAACACAAAUUGGAUCCGGUGAUAAUUUGAAAUUAGAAUGUGAAGAAAUACAUCCAAAUGUAAAUGAGAAUAAUGAUAAAGAAUCACAUAAUACCAGUGAAUUAUGUGUAAACGAGAAGAUAAUAUCUCAUAAUGAUAUUACAGAAUUUCAGAUGAAUGACGACGAAGAAACAAGUAAAUUCCUUGAACAUACCUCUGUAGAAGAGUUAGAACCUACAGCUUUAAUAACUGACUACAAUGAUCCCACUGAAAAAUAUGUAGAAGAAAAUCACCCUCCUAGUGAUAAAUUAGAGACAUAUUCCAAUAUUAUAGACGACGGGGAAGGUGAAAGUAACAUGAAUGCUGCAAAGUUAGAGUUUUCGGAUAUAAGAGAAAGUAAAGACAUGAUUGAUGUACAUAGUCUUUUAGAAGUAACAAGUUUAUCAAGUUUGAAAAACGAUGAAAUAGACAGGAAUAAAUGUGAGACAGUACUCGAAGAGUCGUUUGAUCAUUUUACUGAAGAAAAAGUUAUACCUCAACAUCAUGAAAACGUACACUUGACUGAAGAAAAUGAAAAAUCUGAACAGUUAUUUGAAAGAAUCACACCACAAGAAGUAAUGAGUCUAACUGAACCAGGUAAACACACUCCCACUGAUAAAAAUGAUAUACCGUUUGACUUUAUUGUACAUGAUGUAAAUGACGAAAUAGAUGAAAAUCUAAGGAGGAUUGGUAUAGGUGGUGUUGAAGGCAUUAUUCAAACACCUCAUGAGAAAAUCGAAACAAAAUUUGAUUACGAUAUAUCUACAUCAGUUGAUCAACCAAAUAAUGGAAGUGACGAACAGUCAGACACUCAAGUAGAUCAUAAUGAAGAGGAAAUAUGCAAUCUACCAUCUAAAUCUUAUACCAUGGAUUAUACUUCAUUUGUAGACCACUCAAAAGAAGUCGAAUUUCCUGUAGUAGAAGAACAGACAACUACAGAAUUUGAAUCCCAUCAUAAAGAAAGAGACAACAGUGAUCUCAUAAAUACACCUUCCCCUAGUUUGAAUCAUACGACAGAACAAGAAACUUUCAGAGCUGAUAUCAUUGCAGAUUACCUUAACAAAGAUGAUUAUGACGAUGACAAAACCAAACUGUAUACUGAAGAUCAAGGUAAUGUUGGAAAACAAGACCAUUUACAAUGUUCGAUGAAUAGUGAUUCAUCAAAUCUUCAACAAACUAACUCUCCAUCAAUAAAUGACGUAAAACAUACUGAAAUCAACGAGAUAAAAAACCGAACUUCAUUAUCUGAUAAAGACAUAUGUGAAGAAAAUGGCCUGGAAAGUGGUCAAUUAUUGUACGCUACACAAAAUCUUAUCAAUGAGUUACAGACAGUUGAGCACUUAACAGAUGACAGACCGGAACCGUUGAAUAUCGCUGUAGAUAUUCAAGGUGAUGAAUUAUAUAACGCUAAAAUACAUAAAAGGUCAACAGUGAAAUGUUACGUAACAGAGCAGCAUUCCAAUGAUGAUGAUAAACAUAGUAUCAGUAAUUAUGAAGUAGAAAACAUUUCACCCAAAUAUUUUGAAGAACAUCAAUCAUUAAGGGAUGAAAGUAAUCAUAAUGAAUCAACUACAGAAGAGUUAAACAACCAACUGAAAUCUAAACCUUUAAAUGAUGUGAAUAAAAAUACGGCGCUUAGGAGGAUACGCAAUGAUGUUGAUGAGAUAAGCCUGAAUUCAGAAGGUGAACAGAGAACCGAGUUUGAACAACGUUAUGCAGAAUUAAUUGCAAAGUAUCUGCCAGUUGAGAGACAAUCAAAAAAGAAUGAUAGAUCAAGACGAACUAAAACAUUAGACAGAUAUAGUAAAUCCAAAUUUAAUGAGAAUAGAUACUCAUAUAUAGAUACAAGUGAUGUUAAAAAAAGAUCAGUAACCCUGGAACGCAAUGAAUUUAAGCGUAAACGACGCCUGCAACCAAAACCAUCUGUUAAUGAUGAUUACUUGUAUCCAGAUUCAGUAACACCAUCUAAGGUAGACAAAAGUAUAAGUGUACGAAGUUUAGAGGAGGGUAUUCCAGAAGGUGCUUACGAUGUACCAUAUAUUGAUGAUGACGCUUUCUUGCCACGAAGAUUACGUGAAAAUAAAGGUGAAGAUAAUGGAUCAGAUGAAGGUAGUAGUCUGAGUCUGGAAGAAGAUUACUGCUCAUGGAAUCCUGACAGAUUUAGUAGACUUGAAGCUAAUCAUAUAGCUGAUACUAACGAAUGUGCUCCCACUCCAGAAAAUCAACCAAAAUCAAAAACAAUAACGUCAAUAUUAAGUAAAAAGAAGAAAGAUCAACCAAAACAGAUUUUAAUCGUUCAACCGACAACAAAUGGUAAUAAAUCAAAGAAUAAAGGAAAAUCAUUGAUUUGUGGAUGUGUUAGUAGAAAAUCAAAAAACCGAUAACAAAACUUAUAAAAAUCAAUUAAACAAAUAAAUAAAUAAUCCAAUUUGUAUGUGUGUUUUUGUUUGAUUAACAAAACAUUUUUUUUCUUCAUCAUUUUCCUCAUAUAGAUCCGUUAACAAAAAAAUAAAACAUGAUGAAUGAUAUUUGAAAACAUUAAUCUCCAUGGAAAAGUAAUGAUAAUAAUAAUAAUCGUACAUAGAAACAGUUUGUUCUUUCACAAAAUAUUCAACAACUUUAAUUAUUUAGUUUGAUAAAAUUAACUCGAUCAAUCAUUUAAAUGUUUUGUGAAUGAUUUAAUUUAAACGAUUUUAAAAGAAUUUACAUAGAUACCAAUACAUACCUACUAAAAUAUGGUUAAAGCUUCAUUUAUUUCGACUCAGUGUUUUAUAAAUUUAAUACAAAUAACGAUCAAUAAUUGAAUUCUUGUCCAAUUUUUUUCCUUUAGCAACGAAUUAAUAAAUAAAUAUCUGCCAUAUAUAUUAUAUUAUAAAUAUGAACAUAUUGUCUUUGAAUUGAUAUCGAAAAUCAAUAAAAUGUUGAUAAUUUAAAAUAAAAUAAUAAAACACUAACUAUUUUAAAUUUACUGUAAUUUAAUACGUUUUUUUGUUUGUUUUAUUCCCCCUCUCUCUCUCUCGUUCUCUUUUUCUCUUCAUUUAAAUAAAUUAUUUUUCAUUUUAGUUUUUUUCAUUCUCUUUUAUUCAGUUAACUAACAUUUGGUUUUGUUUCUCAAUUAUUCCUUAUAUAACUAAGAGAUGGUUUUCUCUUUUCUUUUAUUUUUCAUGUUCAUAAAAUAAAAUAAAACCAAAACAAGAAAAGAAAAGAAAACAGUAUUAUCUCAUCUUAUUUGAGAGAGAGAGAGAAAAAAAAGGGGGGUGAAUAAUAUUAUUUCAAAGCUGUAAGAUAUUUACUUGUAAAUCAAUGAGAAUAUGAUAGUUUCACUUUGAAUAAUUGAUUAUUUGAUUUAUUCUUUUUACGAAAUUUUCUUUUUUUUUUCGAUUUUAAUCAUUUAUUUCGAUUUAUUAAAACAAAAACAAAAGAGAAAAAAAGAAAAAGAAUGAAUCAGUCAAUCAGUCAUUUAAUUAAAAAUUAUCUAAUCAAUUAUUCAAUUAUUGUGUAACAUUUAAAAUGAUUUAAUAUUACUAUUUAAUGUAGUUCCUUAUCAUCGAUUAUUUGUGCACUAUUUUUAAUAUUAUUAACACUGGAAACAAAGUUAUUAUGUCAUUAUGAGGCUGAUUUUAAUGCCAUGUAAUAAACAUUUCGUGAUAUUUGAGUAAUUUUAUGUGUUAUAAAAAAAAAACGAAAUAACUCUAUAUGAAUGUAAGUGACAUAUAGGUAUCAUUACCAAGGUUUGACUUGAUAAUUUUGAAUAAAUUGAACAUUGGGUAGAUUAGAUGCCGGCUCAAUGGUCUAGUUGGUUAAGUACCUGACGCGAGACUGGGUCCGAAUCUCGCGGAGUGCGGGAUCGUGAAUGCACACUGCUGAGGAGUCCCAUACUAGGACGAAACGGCCAUCCAGUGCUUCCAGGUUUUCCAUGGUGGUCUAGCUUCAAUUGACUCAUGAUUUAAAUCAGUGAAGUUCCUAAAAUCUCCACAAAAC